Messenger RNA from Amborella trichopoda, 828 nucleotides. Lineage: Eukaryota; Viridiplantae; Streptophyta; Magnoliopsida; Amborellales; Amborellaceae. The record is from RefSeq and is a predicted model, not a curated record.
CGCGGGAUCACAUUAUACCUGGUUUUAUCGUCCCCUCGUCCUACCGUUCCCGCAGCUGGCGAAAAGAGCGCUCCCCUGGUCAUGGGGUAAAUUACCAGUAAACAUGUUGCUUGCUUCGAUCUCUCACGCAUCUCCCCUCUCCGCAUCUUUUCUUCUUCGUCAGAAAAGCUCUCAUUUUUACAGCCAUGGCUACUUUCCUGGAGCUUCCUGUCUUUACAGAACAAACAUUGGUAAUGGGUUUGGAUCCUUACGUUGCAUUGCUCAACUAUCAGAGCUUGCACCUGCAGCUUCUGCUGUCUAUGGAACGCUCCUCUUGGGUGGAGGCCUUUUUGCCUAUACAAGGUCUGGAAGUAAGGGAUCUUUUAUUGGAGGAGUAUCUGGUGGUAUCCUGAUGGCAACAGCUUAUUUUCUAAUGCAAGUUCCUGAAACAAGAAUUGUUGCAGAUGCACUGGGGUUUGGGUCGGCUCUUCUCUUUUCUGCAGUAUUUGGUCGAGAUGAUCAAUUGCAGGUUUUUUCAACACCAGAAUAACCCUUUUGGGUAGAUUUUAAGGUAUAAGGUUAGCAGCCACUCGCAAGUUGGUUCCUGCUGGUCCUUUGUUGGGUCUCUCUGUUUGUGCUUUAGCUGUGUUUAUCUCAGCAUUUUUACAUGACAGGAUCUGAUAUCGAUGUACCAUCCAGAUAGGUUUUCUUGCUUAUUCUUAUUUGGAACUGAAAAUGCUUGGAUGCCAAUGUGUGCUCUGUAUGUUUUUUAUACAUCGUGCUUGGAACUAUGACAUGGCUUAAUGGAUAUCCAUCCAUAUAUCGGAUUGUUUUCAUCUUGUUUGUUUC